Molecule: messenger RNA, 1194 nt
Organism: Penicillium longicatenatum
Lineage: Eukaryota; Fungi; Ascomycota; Eurotiomycetes; Eurotiales; Aspergillaceae
Exons: 4
Coding region: 1-1194 (397 amino acids)
Source: RefSeq, a predicted model, not a curated record
AUGCUCCGGCUCAGGCAUCUAUUCCGAAGCCAAGCCCGCCCCUUUCGCUUCCACUCUGGCCCUCGUGAAUCAAUCCAUACAACCCCGACUGUCCGGCAUGUGAGAUUUAGACGGCCUUGGCUGAGAUCAUUCUUCUCUAAGUGUCUUCUUUAUGGUGCUGCCUAUCAGUUAUGGAGUUCUUUCGUUCUAGUCCGCUUUGACGAUGAUACUCACGAUAUCGAUGCACCCGAAUCAACUCCGGAAGCAACUGGUUUGCGCCGGAGUCCCUACGGUGGUGAAGAGUUGCUGGAAGAUGAGGAAGAAAUUGGGGCACCUUUGUUUGUUCCACUGACUUGGUCCUGGUUGGAAGAAGGCAAGCUCUACACUGCUUCGGAUCCGGAAUGGCAAGAGUUUGUGCAAAUAUCCAAGGAUCGAGAGAAACUGAAGAGCCUGAGAGAUGAACUUGCCGCGAUUGUUCGAGACAGUGCCUCGGGCCAGUUGUCUCAGAUUCUUGGGAGUCCCCUCUCCCUGACUGGGUUUUGGCUCGUACAUCAAUUUCCACACCGCGCUCCUCCAGAAUAUCUACGAUCCGGCAUUGAAAUCACGGAUAAUGGUGUGGCUUGGGUUACGAGGCCCAUCGAUUCCGAACUCGGCGACAAGGUGCAGACCUUCAUGAAACCCAUCCAUGUGGCACUUGCUAUCAAAGAUGCCUAUCUAGUAUUGUUGGGAAGACAGCUAGCUCGCUUCAGGGGCGAUACACCUCAUGCUCUGGAGAGCUUUAGUCAACGACGCAUUCUAUCGAAUAACGAAAACUUCAGUUCUACAACCUCUCAUGAACAGCCCAGUCUUCGGCCCGCCAUGCCUGAAGAGACCAAAGGAAACAUUUCUUCCAAUGGAGACAAUGAGCUCCAUCCUUCUUCUAUUAUCUCGUCAUUACAACGACUCCCUUUGCCUGAUUUGGGUCCCGGGUCGGAUUUACACUUGGCAUCUCUUGCUUUUCGGUUGCGAUUAAACGAGUAUCAGACCAACACCCCACGUACACCUAUUCGGGGAACAUUCUUCAUCUCUGGCCCUGUCGGUCUCAAGGGACCCAAUGGAUUCUGUCGAUUUGAGGUGCGCGGUGAAUACGACCCUUCUAAGUCUGGAUGGCGUACGGUUGAGAUGUCAUUGCGGGAUGUGAAUUUAAGGAAGCAAAAACCGCUUGGGGGCCGCUGA